Messenger RNA from Phytophthora nicotianae INRA-310, 974 nucleotides. RefSeq lists its product as hypothetical. Gene Ontology annotation, cellular component: plasma membrane. The transcript has 2 exons. The record is from RefSeq and is a predicted model, not a curated record. Gene Ontology annotation, biological process: water transport; glycerol transmembrane transport. Lineage: Eukaryota; Oomycota; Peronosporomycetes; Peronosporales; Peronosporaceae. The coding region runs from base 1 to 885 and encodes 294 amino acids. Gene Ontology annotation, molecular function: glycerol channel activity; water channel activity.
AUGGCUCACUUGUCCGACAGCGGCUACACCAAAGAUAAGGACGGCUAUGUCGGCGUCCAAGACGCGGACGUGGCCAUGAUGCCGGCGCCCGUCGCCAAACCGUACCAGGUCAAGUCGCCGUUGCUGCGCGAGUGCAUGGCCGAAUUCAUCGGCACCAUGGUGCUCAUCAUGUUCGGCGACGGCGUCGUGGCCCAAGUCGUGUUAAGUGAGAACACUAAGGGUGAAUACAUUAACAUCAACUUGUGCUGGGGUCUCGGCGUGCUCUUCGGAAUCCAUGCGUCCGGCGGCGUCUCAGGUGCGCACCUGAACCCGGCCGUGACCACGACUCUGGCCAUCUUCGGCCGCCUCGAGUGGCGCAAGGUGAUCCCGUACAUCAUCGCGCAGAUCUUGGGCGCAUUCGUGGCUGCGUUCCUGGUGUGGGCGGUCUACUGCCCCAUGUUUAGCACCAUUGACCCCAGCAAGGAUUCGACCGAGAGCGUCUUUGCCACUUACCCGUACAGCAACGAUGUACCGGUCGGCACCUGUUUCCUGACGGAAGUGGUAGGUACGGCAUUGCUACUGGGCGGCAUCUUCGCCAUCGGAGAUGAGCUCAACAAGCCCGCUAGUCCGUACAGCCAACCCGGAGCAGUGGCACUGCUGGUCGUGGCGAUUGGCAUGGCGUUCGGCAUGAAUUCAGGCUAUGCCAUUAACCCGGCACGCGACUUCGGCCCGCGCCUCUUCUCGCUGUGUGCCGGCUGGGGCUCGCGCGUCUUCACCUUGCGCGAUCACUACUUUUGGGUCCCGAUCGUCGGCCCCCUUCUGGGCGGCGCGAUCGGCGGCGGUAUCUACGUUGGUCUCGUGGAGCAUCAUCACCCGCGUGACUACAUACAUCCGCUCGACAACUAAGGUCGGCCGUGUAUCUUCAUUUACUGUAGCUCUCUUACCCAGCUCAUUCUCUUUAAUGAAUGUCGCUUGUGCUUCUCGCUCUAUCCAGC